Molecule: messenger RNA, 528 nt
Organism: Oncorhynchus tshawytscha (Chinook salmon)
Lineage: Eukaryota; Metazoa; Chordata; Actinopteri; Salmoniformes; Salmonidae
Product: octapeptide-repeat protein T2-like
Exons: 3
Coding region: 1-528 (175 amino acids)
Source: RefSeq, a predicted model, not a curated record
AUGAAUAACGUCGGGGCCCGUCGGGGUCGGGCAGCAGAGCUCUACUGGGGUCUGGAGAACGGAACAGCCCGACCGGGUCUGGAGAACGGAACAGCCCGACCGGGUCUGGAGAACGGAACAGCCCGACCGGGUCUGGAGAACGGAACAGCCCGACCGGGUCUGGAGAACGGAACAGCCCGACCGGGUCUGGAGAACGGAACAGCCCGACCGGGUCUGGAGAACGGAACAGCCAGGAAGAGAGGCCUGGGGGUGCGGAGGGAGAGAGGCCCGGGGGUGCAGAGGAAGAGAGGCCCGGGGGGGUGCAGAGGAAGAGAGGCCUGGGGGUGCAGAGGAAGAGAGGCCCGGGGGGUGCAGAGGAAGAGAGGCCUGGGGGUGCAGAGGGGCAUGGGGGGUGCAGAGGAAGAGAGGCCCGGGGUGCAGAGGAAAAGAGGCCCGGGGGUGCAGAGGAAGAGGCCCGGGGGUGCAGAGGAAGAGAGGCCCGGGGGCAGAGGAAGAGAGGCCUGGGGGGGGUCAGAUCUCUUGUCGUAG